AUGGGACAACGCGUGGAUACUUAUACUGGUUCUGGUGAUGUGCUUGUUGAAUUCAAAUAUUAUGGACAGGAUAUAGAAAUUACUGCUGCUACUGGUAUGCCAGAGCCGCAGCUACCACCCCCCGGAACGGAAUACCCCCACUCGACCCCUCCCAAAGUCCCAAGCCCAGCAACCACUGCCAUGGCGACGCCGACCAAGGCCGUCGUCCUCCUGUCCGUCGUCGCCCUGUCUGCCGUGUUCGCCUCGGCGGCCGCGUUCCACGACCACCACCACCACCACGGAGGCGAAGGCGGCGGGUUCUUCGAGGUGCCGUGGUUCGGCCCGCCGGGGGGAGGCGGGUGGGGCGCGUGGGGCGCCGGCUACGGGGGCGCCGGAGCCGGAGGAGGGUACGCCCACCACGAGGCCACGGCGCCGUCGACGGUGUGCAUGGAGAAGGGCCCCUGCUACAAGAAGCGCCUCACCUGCCCGGACAAGUGCUUCAAGUCCUUCAGCUUCAAGGGCAAGCACGGCGGCGGAGGCGGCGGCGGCGGCGGCUGCAGCUUCGACUGCAACAAGUGCGAGGCCACCUGCUAAACUGCUUCCCCAAUCUCUCCAUGGAUGUUGUCGUAUGCGUGUUGGAUUAAUCAUGUGUUUAGUUAGUAUGGUUAGCUGCUGAAUGAAUGAAAAAUGGAAGACUGAUACUGCUACGUCGUAUGGUGCGUGUCUGUAAGUAUUCAGGUUUUGUGUGGUUAUGGAUGAUGAAUAAAACUGAGGCUGGAUGAAUAAACCGAGAGGAAUUCAUCGAUUCUCUGCGCAUGAAUUUGAUCUCAGCUGAGCAUCGAUCAGUAGCAAAGCAGAAAUUUUACUAUAACCCGGUUCAGUUUCCAAAGGAUUUAGAAAAAGAA
This is a messenger RNA of Oryza brachyantha (malo sina), 884 nucleotides long. RefSeq names its product glycine-rich cell wall structural protein-like. The transcript has 3 exons. Bases 1 to 573 code for a protein of 190 amino acids. NCBI's taxonomy places the organism in Eukaryota, Viridiplantae, Streptophyta, Magnoliopsida, Poales, Poaceae. The record is from RefSeq and is a predicted model, not a curated record.